Molecule: messenger RNA, 9776 nt
Organism: Dermacentor silvarum
Lineage: Eukaryota; Metazoa; Arthropoda; Arachnida; Ixodida; Ixodidae
Exons: 2
Coding region: 8581-9708 (375 amino acids)
Molecular function (GO): nucleic acid binding; RNA-DNA hybrid ribonuclease activity
Source: RefSeq, a predicted model, not a curated record
GACAAGUCUCGUCGAGUAGGUCACGUGAUCUUUUUGAACGACGUCACGUUUCGUAUUUCUCCCAGCCUCUUUUUGUGCCCUCUUCGUCGUGCGUGCUAGCAUCGUUCCGUGCGGUACGUGCCAGCAUGAGGGCCAAGUGGCGUAAGAAGCGGAUGCGAAGGUUGAAGCGCAAACGCAGGAAGAUGCGUGAGAGGUCCAAGUAGGCCGGACCCACGAGUGGUGGAAGACACACCCAGCUGCUGGCAGAGGGAGUGUGUCCCAAGACGGCACCUUUUGACUUCCUGCCUGGACUGUGCCACCACCACCGCCUGGCUGCUGCAUCGGAUGGCGCCCUUGCUCUUACAUGACGGACCCAAGCUCUCGAUCUGAGCAAGGCACGCCUCCGGACAUUGGAUCAUCAACUGUGCGUCCAUUAAAACCUCAUCUCGGAAACAGUUCUUGCUCGUUUUCUUUGUUCCCAUGUGCUUGCUACUCGGCAGUAUUCAAUCCCUCAGUAUUCACUCAAGUGUUGAUAUUUACCUACAUUUAAUAUGGAAUUCUGUGAUGAAAAACAAGCAUGGCUAUGCAAUUUUCUUUUUUUGUUUGACAUAAAGUGAAAGGCGCAUUAGAAGUUGUAACAGCCUAGUUUAAGUGGAUUGCUGUCUGAACAAGUUAUAUGCAUUUACCCCCGUAUUCAGGAAUGUGCCUUAACUUGAAGCCCAUGCUUGUUUUUGUCAAGAAGUCUACAAAGUGUCUAGAAACCGGGAAAAGUCGGUGGAAUGAAGGAAUUUUUCAUUUUAGUGAGUAAAGUAGUGGAAAAUGGCUGGUUAUAAACUGCUGAAGUUGCAAAUUUUCUUCAGGUUGGUUCUCCUCAACAUUAGUGGGCUCUUUGCAGCCCUGCAAGUUGGCUUUCCUGGCCAGUAAUUGUUUUCAGUCAUUGUAAAAGAAUUGAUUUGUAAUAACACCUAUCACUGGCUUAAUGCGAACAUUGGAUUAGCCACACCAGGCACUUGCAAGAAGGUGCGACUUCAUGAUGCGUGUUGGCAUGGACUUGGGACAGCCUCGAGUCAAGGCGCAUUUCUGAAUACGGAGGUUACUGCCGUAGAGCUUGUACGGAGGGCUUGUCAUUCGUGAAGCAAGUUGUAUGUUGCAGUGAAGGAUAUAGAUAAUGGCAAGAGUGAACCUGCCACCUAAGGCAAAUGCCAAUGAUGAGCCAAAGGCUUCAAUCCACAGUGAUUUUUUUUUUUCUGGAUGUGUUCUCGAUGCGCUACCCUGCAGAAAGUUAGUUAAAAUGCAACAAAUUCAGUGGGUUGCACUGUCACAUGGAGCAGUAACAUGCAAAGACUAGGUUAAGGGGCUGGACAUAGCAUGGAAUUGAAGGUUGGUGCUGCCAUGAAUGCUGUGCUAGUGCACUUUGUUGUACAAUUAAAACCUGGUUGUAAUAACGUAUUGGCUACCAUAGGGCAGCUAUGUGGCAUAAACCAAAUCUGCUGCGAUGAAGUAAGCUUGUGCCGCACUGUUAAAAAAUUCUCUUCGAUGAAAAGCCUGUACACGGCAGAAAUUUGUUCAAGUGAGCCAAGCUUUGAAUAGGCAAUAGGGUGAACUUUUGCUGUGGGGGGAAAGCCACCUGUCCAGCACUUAAGCAGUUUUCAUAUUGGGGGGGGGGGGGGGGAAUUCAGCACAUUAAUUGCUUUCCACACUAAGAUGUGCAUUGCAAUGAACAUGUACUGCAGGUUGAUGAUUAGUGGCUGAAACUGUGACCCAACUUUCUUUUAUAACGUUAAAACAAACUCAAUUUUUUCCAAUUUAUUAUGGGUCCUACUGUCUAAUGAACUAUCGCUUAUAUUUUUGUGACCCACAACAAUGUGCCAUUUUUUCUAAAUUCGGGGCCAUUUUUCUCUCCUUAUUGUGCUUGUUGCAUGAAAAAGCACUUUUAAAGCUGAGCCUUCUUGCAAACCCUCCUGAACUUUCCGGACUGGGUACUGCUGCUGUCUUGCGAGUGGCUGUAGGUGGCGCAUUUUCGAUUGAGGUCGUCAGUUUUUUUUAUAAAUCUUGUCAAAAAUCGAAACUUCAGAAAACGAAAAUAUCAAGUUUACAACUCUCACUAUGCAAUGAAAAACAAUAUCGCAAUUCUGUAAAUUGCACCUAAUAGUACAUCUAAAGCAUACAAAAUUGAUGUAUUAAACAUGGCUCUAAAAACGUCGCAUGUUUCACCUGAAAGGCGAAGCAUCAAUUGCGAUAGCAAAUUUGUAGAGAGCUAUACGGAGUAAUGAGAGUAGCUUUAUCAGGUGUAUAACCUUGGACAUGCAGCAGCACCGGCAACACGCAGAACUGUUGUCGACGCCGUCGGCGUUUUGCCCGCGUUCGCACAAAAUGCGUACGGCAUUGGUGACUGUUGCCGGAGCCUCUGAUAUAAAUAGGCACUUGAUGCCGCAGCUAAACGUCGCCUCCCUUCCCUCCCCUCCCCGCCACGGCCUUUCGCGCGUCGGAAGAAGGCGCGUUUGUUCUACAUAUAUGGUGAUUGUAAAGGAGGAAAGAGACGCCUACUUCUGCAGCCCUUAAGGGAGCACGGCACAGAACACGCGUUAUUUCUUCGCGGUGCGUUCACUCCCCGUGAAAGCGCGCGUCCCUUGCGCCCUUUCACUUGCACAUAGAGCGUUCGGCGCGCGGCGACGAUUUCAUCUCCACUGACGUCAUACGGAACCUCACGGCGACGCCGACGGCAGAAAUCUGCUUUGGAGUGUCCAUAUAAUUGCUAUCGCAAUAAAAAAAAAGCCAGUAAUGUGUGAGUAUAACUUUUGCAAAAGCUUUGUAAACUAUGUAACAAAUUCAUGUAAGAUAUAAAUUAACAUAUCAAAUUUGUCUCCUUUGCAUGAUCUAAUGGAUGCAGUUUCCAGAACUACUAUAUCUUCUUGGUGCAGAGCUACAUGUUUGGAAACUUCAUGCUUCUAUUUCUUUUUUUCAAGCUUACCAAUUUUUCAAUUUUUUAAAAAUUCAAGCACUAAGUCAAAAUUCUGCUUACAAGAGUCACUAGAAUUUGCUUUUUCCUCUCAGGUGCAACAAAUAUAAUUAAGAUCAGUCCAGUGGCUAUCUCAGAAAAGUGUUUCUGCAUUUUACAUGUAUUUGAAUAGGCGGCAUCGGAGUUGGGCCAGAGCUAAAGCUUCCUCUUAAAGGAGUACUGACACAAAAAUUUUUGAUCUUGUUUUUUUCUGCUGUAAUAAGUAGCUAAUGACCCAGUAAUCGCGGCGCGAAACCUCAUUUGCUUCAGAGUGCGACAGGUAAUUAUUUGGAGUCUUCUUUGCGUCGACCAGUCCAAGUUUUGGUUUCAGAGAGCAACGAGAUGGGAGAAGAGGGAUUGUAAACACAGUGAGCACGUGAUUGCACAAAACUCUGAUGUGUUCAAGCCAGCGCGCUCGUAGGCGAGCGAGCUUCGUGUUGCUAGUUCGUCUGCUACGCCUGCACGACCUUUGCGAUGUCGUCGCCGUCCUCGUUUUCGUAAUCCAGCGGCGACUCUUUCCUCCAGGCGGGAGUCGCCACCGUAUUAGACGUGGCCAACCACUUUUGAUUCGAUCCACCUCGGGCGAGCUGGCGAUCGCUGGGAAACCGUAUAGGCCUAGCUCUCUGGCCGUCUGAUCCGGGGCCGAUGGCCCUUGUGAUCCGUCCACAGCUCGUAACAAAGCACCUAUAUUCGUCAACACAAUCAACGUCUGCACGUUUAUGACGCUCAUAACUGACAGUACAAUUCGUUUUGCCGAUGGCAUUGGUAGCGAUGAGAAAACACGUUAGUAAGGCGAGCCGCGUCGUAGAGACGAUUGCUGCGGUGGCUUUGCUAACCGCUUGCGAGCCAAAAUCACGCCAACGAUUAACCAUAUCGCACAACGUUUUAUAACAUGCACACUUUCGAGGUCACUUUACUCUAAGAGUUAUCUAGUGUCAGCAACAAUUGAGCCAACUUUUUUACCGCCAUCAGCGGCGACCUAGGCCAGCGUCUCGACCAGAGAAAAAAAAAAAAGCACCGGGACAAUCGGAGCAGCGAGAAACUUGCUCGCCGGCCCCACCCCGACGGCAGCGCAAACUCAUGACGUAGUGUUUUCUUGGUUAUUUACAAUCCUUCCUUGAUGUCAAUAUCGCGAGGUGCUGCGCUUUGCGGGUGGUUGCGCGCACGUACUUUUAAAAUUGAUUUUAAAUAUGUUCUAAGCUAUAUUCGCCGCUGAUAUUUUGUAGACGAUGUGUGUGUGUCCACCUAAAUCGAUCUCACUGAGUUAUCUCGACUUCAAAUUUUUGUGUCAGUACUCCUUUAAGAAAAAUCGUACACCAUGUGCUGCCUUGCAUGUGAAAUUUUGAUGGGGCUCAGGUAGACAAACAUUUUUUCUUGCCAGAAAUUUUUGGGAAGGCACUAAGUGCUAGUUGGCCACAAAACAAAUUGGAGGCGGUUGACUUCAUGGCUUUUGGAUUUGGCUUGAAAUAAACCUUUUGACUGAUAUUCAAAAAUAUCAGAAAAUAUUCCAUCCGUGAUUGACAAGCGGGUUUCCAACACGUAGAAAUAUGGUCACUUAUCUCUCGACUUUUUCGAAGAAGCAAUUUUGGGCUCUUUCAGUUAAAAUUUUCCCGUAAUGAGGGGUCUUUGUUUACUGUCGUACUAUUCGAAUUUUAUGACAAUUACGUGCACCAUAGAGCCUGACCGUAACACUAUUAGAAAUUUUGGAUGUCCUGCAAGGUUUCACUGAAUCUCAUUAGACACCAUCUGCUCAUGUGGCGUUGCAAGUGAUAAUUUGCCACGUAAUCUUAAGCGCAUUUGCCUGGAAAAGUUUCACAAUUUGAAACAGAAAACUGGUCUUGGUGGCUGGCACAUUUACACAGGGCGAGCAGUGACACGAGCGCGAGGGGCAGUAUGGGAACGCUCUUAUGAUAAGCGGCAUCAGAGGCAGCUGUGGAAGACUACGACGAUGAACGUGCGAGCAGUGGCACAAGCACGUCUCUGCGACCACAUGACUGGUGUAAUCAGGCAGCAAUCAGGCACACACUAGGCACAUCUUUAGUAAGCCAGAACUGUGGAGCAGCCGUGGCUUCGGAUCAGAACAUGAUCAGCUCAACUUCACAGUUUUGUGUUGCAACGGCAUUUCUCCGUUUUUUGGUCAUUCUCGCAGUUAUACCGAACACACCAGCGCCGACCACUCAUCACCACAUCGUUACUACGAAAUGCUCUGGUAAUCAUGGGCGAUUUCAACGCUCGGAACACGCUAUGGGGGUAUCAGAGGCAGGACUGGAAGGGUCUCCAGCUAGAAACACUAAUGGAACAGAGUCACCUCACACUGAUCACAGACCCGAACAAUCCGACGAGGGAAGGGAACAGUGUAACACGCGACGCCACUCCCGACCUCACCUUCAUCACACAAACCACGCGAGCCGAACAGCUCAACACACUCGAAAACUUAGGCAGCGAUCACUACAUACUGAACAUAACGCUACAAACCGGACGCCUACGCAGGCAGAUCGGCACAGCCAAAAUCACUGACUGGCGAAAAAUCAGGGAAGCCGAAGAACAAGACACAGUCACGAACCUGGAAGAAUGGUGCGACGACCUCCGUCGACAGAAACAACACCAUACAAAGGAAAUUGCCAGAACGGAAGAGACCCCAGAAGUGGAUCCCCACCUACUACACCUGUGGGACGCCAAACGAGGCCUCACCUGCUGUUGGAAAACGCAGAAUUACAACAGGAAACUGAAGACACGCAUAGCACAAAUAACAGCGGAAGCAGAAGAAUAUGCUAUGCAACUCGCCUCGGCGAACUGGUAUAGAUUCUGCGACUCCUUCGGUGGCACCCUGGGUACCGCCAAUACACAUGCUCAAAGCCAUCCUGGACCCCAGCAAAACCAAAGAAGAGGGGCACGAGGCCCUGGAGCGGCUACUACACACCUACCCAGGCAGCCAACAAGACCUCAUCGACGCCAUCAAGAACAAGUGCUAUGGAGAUCCAGCUCCCACGCAACCAUGUACAACAGGGGUUCUCAAGCAUGUUCGUUUCAGGGAACCCUACUAAGCUCCAUGAUGCGCCAAGGAACCCCCCCCCCUCCCCCGAGUUAACCGAAUUAAAAUAUCCUAAUUUACCAAAUGUUGAAUUAUCGAGGGUAUCAAGAAAACAAUAACCAAAUGCUUAACUACGUCAACACGCUUUUAUUUACUCAAUGAAUCAGCAAAUUCUGUUAUAUUUAUAUCUCACAAGACCAGUGCGGAAGCUGAAAUUCUUGUCAUCUCAUGACUGAUUAGCGCUAGCAGCAGCGAAGGCCUCGCGUGCGUACAUCCCGGUUAUUUUUUCGCCAGUAAGCUGCUCGCCAACAAAUUGUCCGUCCAUCGCGUUGUAGCCGGUGCUCUUAAUCUUCGACAGCGUUGCACUGAGUCAAAGCAAAACUACUGUUUGCCGCAACCGCUGCGGACGAAACCGCGGCCGCUACCGACGCGAUCAUGGACGGCGACCUUGCGGUUCAGAAGGCAGGCGGCCGACGCACGCACCAAGUCAAAACGAAACUACCGUUCGCUGCAAGAAGUGCGGACGAAACCGCGGUCGCUAUCGACGCUACCAUGGUUGGCGACUACGCAUUUGUGAAGGCACGCAGCUGACGCGCGCACCGAGUGAAAAUGAAGCCACUGUUUGCCUGAACCGCUGCGGACGAAACUGCGGUGGUUAUCGACGCGAUCAUGGAUGGCAACUACGCACUUAUGAAGGCACGCGGCAUGCCGCCAACGCGGUGUUACGCGCGGCAAUAAAAGCAAGAAUAAAGUGUUUUAAGGGCGCGAUUAGGCACGAAGCGCUCCGGUGUUGCUGUCAAUCACAUGCCGCGCACGCUUUCCACUGAGGACCAUGGCGAUGCGGACUGCGUCGCUUCGUUUCGGUUGGACGCUAGCGCAGUUGCUUGCUCUUCUGCGGCACGUAUUUGCGAUGCUUCGCGCAUAUUUUUUCUUCACUUUUUUUAAUUCCUCCAACGUAUACGUCAGUGCGCACGCAAUCGGCACCUACGCUAUCUACAAACGGGAGAAAUGCGCAUGUUGGUAAAUUACGGCCUCCGAGAUUUAAGUUCGAAAGCUUAGGCGUAAUGCCCGUUUUCAAAGGUUGGGUGGCUACAAGCGGCUUGUGAAUUUAUUGCGCAGUUCGCGCGUUGCCGUUACGCAGUGUGAUGUGCUUUUUGACACUCGGGCAUGAGUAACGGAGGUUCUGUGGAUCGAGCGCACCUCAUUUUCGCCGUUUUAACCACUUGGUUAGCGCGGGACCACGGAAAAUUUGUCAGUGGCUCGCGGAACCCCGAGCAGGGGCCUGCGGAACCCCAGGGUUCCGCAGAACCCACUUUGAGAACCCAUGAUGUACAACACCAUACAUGGGACAACCCAACCCACUUUUGGAUGAACCCAUCACAGAAAACGAGGUGAGAGCGGCCAUCGCAGCCACCACCCGUAACACAGCGGCGGGCACGGACCGUAUCACGAACGCCAUGAUCAGAAACCUUAGCGACAAGGCCAUCUCCGCGCUCACGGCCUUUAUCAACCAACACUGGGAACAAGGUACAGUGCCGGCGAUGUGGAAACACGCACGCAUAAUCAUGAUCCCCAAACCGGGGAAGAAAUUGGCAAUUGAAAAUCUGAGACCAAUCUCGCUCACAUCCUGCCUCGGCAAGGUGUACGAGAAAAUCAUACACAAGAGACUACAGGGACACUUAGAAGACAACAAGCACCUGCCAGACACCAUGUUUGGUUUCUGCGCAGGCUUGUCCACACAAGACGUUUUACUCCAAAUCAAGGAAGAAGUCCUCAGCAACGUUCCCCGCAGCGGCGAACAUGCCCUCCUAGCAAUCGACAUCAAAGGAGCUUUCGACAACGUCAGCCACCAAGGAAUCCUAGAAGGGCUCGCCAACACCAACUGCGGUGAGCGAACGUACAAGUACGUUCAGAACUUCCUAAGCCACCGCACGGCAGAGCUGAAGAUUGGGGAGAUCCAGAUUGCAGUAUACCACCCUCCCAACAAGGGCACACCACAAGGAGCAGUCAUCUCACCCACGCUCUUCAAUGUCGCCAUGAUCGGCCUCGCAAGAAAACUGCAGGACGUAGAAGGCCUCCGCCACGCCUUCUACGCAGACGACAUAACACUGGACCACAACAGGGUCCCUUAUUGAAAAAGAAGAACAGCUGCAAACUGCAGCUGACCUCAUCCAAGAAUGCGUCAGCCAACGGGGGACUACAAUGCUCGCCCGAGAAAUCUGAACUCAUACGAGUCUGGCGAGGCCGGGGUAACCACACAGUCCCCACAGACCCAACACGAAAAAUCGAGGUACACCUCAACGGGAGCCUCAUACCAGAAAUGUCAUUGCUCAGGGUGCUGGGCAUGUGGCUGCAGUCUAACCAGCGUGCUACACACACCCUUACGCUCCUCAAAACCAGUGUCAAGGCGAUAUCACGCAUGAUAUCCCGUGUAACAUCGAAGAAUAGAGGCAUGAAGGAAGGGGAGACACUCUGACUAGUCAAAAGCCUGGUGGUAAGCAGAAUCACAUGCAGCCUGCCCUACUACCAUCUCGCACAAUCCGAGACGAAACAGGCCGACACGCUCUUGAGGAUGGCUUUCAAGACCGCUCUCCGCCUGCCGAUGAGUACAUCGACUGAGAAAUUAUUGGUGCUGGGGUUACACAACACCCUCAGCGAACUCACAGAAGCCCUUCACGUCUCACAACAACAGAGACUUGCGCGGACUCACACGGGCCGGCAGGUCCUACAAACCUUGGGCUUCAAAGCCACAACAAUACGAACCCAAGAAACCUGCACGAUACCUCGUCACAUCCAGGACAGGUAUCACAUUGCCCCAAUACCACGCAACAUGGACCCUAACCUACACUCCGGAAGGAGGAAAGCGAGGGCCCAAUACAUAGAGAAAACAUUCAGGUUCGAUACCACGGCCCGUUUUAUGGACGCCGCUAUGUACGGAACGAAGAAAAAGGGUGCAGUGGCAGUGGUCUGCGACCGCCGAGGCCACGUCACCUCCAGUGCAUCGACCCGCCCCUGCACGAUCACGGAAGCGGAAGAGCUGGCCAUCGCGUUAGCCAUCCGCGAAGGCCAACACGCAAGCAAACCACUGACGAUCCUCACGGACUCCCAGCAGGCCUGCCGCAACUUCCUACAGGGAAGAAUCGCAAGACCUGCGGCACAAGUCCUAGCCCAAAUACCCAAGGAGGACACUGACGGCAACACCGUCAUAACCAUCAUUUGGAUACCGGGUCACGCUGCCAUCAUGGGUAAUCUGUAUGCCGACAGAGCAGCUCGAGAAUUUGCAUAUAACCGAGCACUCAUCACGCCGACUGCAGAUGACCCUGACCCAGUUGACCCCGAGUAUUCAGCAAUCCUGAACUACCACAGAGGGAGUCGCUUGCGAUAUCCCCCACCACAUCGAAUACUAAAGACGGAGGAUGCCGCUGCCUGGCUUAGGCUCCAGACAGGCACUUACACGAACCUACACUUAUUACAUCGCCUGCACCCCACAGCCUACAGGGACGAAUGCCCGUGGUGUGGGGCCACACCAACCCUGUACCACAUUACGUGGGAGUGCACGCUACACAACAUAGAACACCAUGACACGAACACCACGAGGGAGCAAUGGGAGGCAGUGCUGUCCAGCUCGGCCCUCGACGACCAGCUCAAGCUGAUCCAGAGAGCAGAGAAGAUGGCAAGAGCCAGCGGAGCCCUGGACUAGGGGCCCCGACCAUUAGCGAUGUCCCAUUGGGGCAAGACAAAACUAUCUUUGAAUUAAAGUUUAUAUAU